CGACACUAGUGGCGAAAGGUGCGGUUCCAUAAUUCAAUUACUGAUUAAUAUCACCAAUUGAUCGUGUAUAAACCUAUCAGAAAAUAAUCGUUCACCCAUCCGCAGUCAUUAUUUCCCCUUGUCCCAAAAGUUGAUUGUCAAUAAACAGUGCAAAACCAUGAGCACCAGGUGACAAAUGGUUACUCGGUUGUGAGUGCGGCGUGCAUUUAUCGGUUGAAAAAAAAACAAAAACUGGAUAAAAGAACAUUGAAUUUAAAAAAUAAUAAUUUAGAAGUUGAAUUUUUUUAUUAAUCAAAAUUGGUCACGCAUUAUAAAACAUGGAGAGACUUCAGGAGCAGGGCUGGUACCUAUCUGAACAAGGUUUCGACCUUGUCAGUGACUCUGGAGCUGUGAAGGACACUCAGAAAUUGAUAAAACGUGCUCUUGAUAUGGACUUGCGAGAGAUUGGCAGUGGGACGGGAGAUAUAAAUCUCGGCAACCUAGUUCUACAGAUUCAAAAACUUCGAAACGUGGCUGCUCCAAAAUCUAACGAGGAGUCUCGUGGAGCCCCUCGCAUGCUAAAGCUCUACCUAACAGAUGGAAAGAACAACUACCAAGCUGUUGAACUCGACCAACUUCCCUCUAUCUCCCUAAACACCCCUCCAGGGACUAAAAUUCUUUUGAAGGCAGGAGGAGCACCAACAUCCCAUGGUAUCAUUCUCCUCAAGCCCUUGAACAUUUCAUCAGUUCUGGGGGGAAAGGUUCCAACGUUGAUAGAGAAAUGGGAAUUGAAUCGUACAUUAGCGGUUCACAGUCGAGUGAGAUCUGCAGAGGAGGGUGGGCCACCUCCAUGGAUUCCCUUCGGAAAGAAAAUUAUCAAAGUAACUGAGCAGGAUCGAAAUUUCAAGGCAUUAGUUGAUAAAGAUACACCAGCCAAAGACAACAGUGAGUUUGAGGCUCAGAGGCAGGCAGCUGUGGCUGAGGCAGCUAAACAGGGUAGCAAGAAGGUCUUCGGAGGAGGAACAAAACAAUUAUUGGAUCACAGUGUUCAGAAGAUUGUAGACCAGGGAUUCUCCAUUGAACAGGCUGAAUAUGCACUCAAAGUCAAUCGUAAUAAUACAGAUCGAGCGUUGAAAUCACUUCAGCGGAAUGAGAAUAGGGGCAAUGGGAACAGAGAGACUCGAGAGCCUAGGGAGCCUCGUGGCAAGAGGUUUGAAAAGAAGAGCGAGGAGACCAAGCCCAGUAGUGGAAAGGUCUCUUUGUUUGAUUUCCUCGAGGAUAAACUCCCUGCGCAGUCUGAGAGUGCUGAUACUGGAAAUACUCAGUCGAGUGAUAGCUACAAUUCAAGACUGGAUAAUCAUGUGGAGAGGUUCGAGGGCAGGGGAUAUGAUGGGCAUUCUUCUAGAGGUGGAAGGGGACAGAGAUCAGGCAGAGGCAGCUACCAAGCCCCCCCUCGUCACUCCGAUGACUCUCGAUUUCCGAAACGCAACACCGAGAACUACACCACGAACAAUGCCCACCAAACUCGUCCCCCUCGCUUCCAACGAUCUCAGGAUCAAUACCACCCUCAAGAGCAAAAUUCCAAGCCUCCCUUCACCAAGAAUUCCUACCAGCAAGACCGAAGGAAUCCCCACGAAUCUUCCAAUUUUCCCAAGACCUUCAGGAACCAAAACCAAUCCCAGAACGAGCCUGAACCUUUUACCCGUCAGACCAAUGACCCCCAAUCCCAGUCAUCCCAUGGACGAUAUAAUAGAGGGCAACAGGACUCUGGCCCGAGGAACUACAACUCUAAUACCUCAGAAAAUAGAAAUCACAGGAAUCAGAGUAAAUACGAUAACAAUUCAAGGGGAAACGAGAAUAGCAGGAGUGAGAAUGGGCCCUGGGUCUGGAAGAAGGGAGAUCAGUGUCUGGCAAAAUACUGGGAGGAUAAUCAGUACUACAAUGCUGAAGUGACAGCAGUAUCAGCUACAACCUGCGUAGUACAGUUCAAAGACUUCAACAACUACGAAGAGGUCCUGCAAAUCGACUGUCUCCCCAUAACCGAGGACUUGGCCCCCAGUUUUGGAGAUCACCAGAGGCACGACCAACGCUCACAUCGAUCUCAACGUCAUGACAAUUACUCAGGAGGAAUGGAGUUUCGUAGAGGUGGUGGAGGGUCUGCUGGGGCACCUGGAGGUAAAGGAUACCGUAAACGAGGCCCUCAACGAAGUGCCCAACCCAUCUACCAACCCCCUGCCCAACGAUCUACUCGUGACAACCCAAAGAUCUGAUGAAUUUAAUAGUAAGAAAUUUAGUGAUCAAAUUUCGCUCAAUUUUCCGACUACCUGCCGCAUCCUUCUCAAUGCUCCAGUGAGAGAAUUUGUUGAGAUUAAUUUAUUAGAAGUUCAGUAUGGUAGGUAGAAAUACUCUACUGAUGGGUUGAUUCUAUUGCGAAGUGGUACAAAAUAAGGGAUGAGUCUACGAAGGAAUUGGGUUGUUGCAUGAUAUCUUUUUGUUAAAUAAAAUUAUGAAAUACGAUAUUUAGACGAAGAAUAUUAGAUGUAUUUUUUCAAUUUUGAAGAUUCAGAAAGUUACAGAGACUGACGGCAUAAUGCAGAUGUUUUCAAUCGCCAAUUACUUCAUAAUUUUGAAUCAUCGAUUGGAGUAAAAAAAUGCAUGCGUAAUAUUUUUCUGGCAAUUUUCAUAUUCACCAAUGAAGGAAUUUUGUGCAAAACCCCAAUUACAGUUUAGGGUGCAUUAUCCCGUGUUCGAACAAAUAAGAUUCAUUGAAAACCCGUUAUUCACCUAAUACAAUUUCCUAAUAAUUUUUAUAUGAAAAAAACUGCGAAGCUCUCAUUGAAUUUAUGUCCAUUGCAUUGUAUUUUCAAAAGGGAAAAAGUUAUGUUAUUCUAAAUUGUUUUUUUGCAAAUGAGUACGUGAAUUGGUUGAAACACUGGAAGAUUCACCCUAUUACGACUUUUGUGAGGGAAGGUCUGGAAGAAUUGAUGAAAAGAUAUUUUUUGUAGGAAAUUUGAUCUAUGAAAAUGUCUCCUCAUAUUAUCUUCUUAACGUAUCUAUUCCCGAGCUUUUUACACUUGGCCAUAGAAUUCAACGUGCGAUUAUUUCUCUCAAUUUUAUAAAGAAUUAUUGAUGUUCGCAGUUGAGCAGUUGAGUUGAGCAGUUGAGUUGAGUAUGAGAGUUGUAUACCGUCGUAGUGAUGUAAUUAUUAGAUUUGUUAAGAUUAGGAUGUGAAAAAAUUGAGAUAAUUAAAUUGAUCAAUUGAAAAUUUGUUUUUUUUCUUAUUCGAGUUUGCGAUCCCAUUUUCGGUGGACGAAACAAUUCAAUCAAAAACGCUAGAGCGUUGACUACAAAUGUAUUAACAUUGGACUAACAUUGAAAUUCUAUUAUUUUUUUUGUAGGUUUCCGUUGAAAAUUAUGAUAGUUUGUCGUUCGGUUUUUCAACAUACUUUUUAUGGAAAGUAGUCAAUAAUAGAUGCUGUUUUUUCUACUUAUUCUGCUGAGAUUGUUUCUAUAGAAAAUCAUGAGCCAAAUGAGCUAAAUGUUUAAAAAAUGUUGAAUAUUUUUCUUGGUUGAAUGUUUAUUAAAUUGAGUUUCCCUA
Messenger RNA from Diachasma alloeum, 3577 nucleotides. RefSeq names its product tudor domain-containing protein 3 (gene Tdrd3). Gene Ontology annotation, cellular component: nucleus. The coding region runs from base 318 to 2249 and encodes 643 amino acids. Gene Ontology annotation, molecular function: protein binding. The transcript is spliced from 4 exons. NCBI's taxonomy places the organism in Eukaryota, Metazoa, Arthropoda, Insecta, Hymenoptera, Braconidae. The record is from RefSeq and is a predicted model, not a curated record.